AUGUAUCUCCAGAUAUCUUCCUCCGGCGCUGUCGUCGUGCCCAACGUCAUUGGAGGAGAUGUCGUCUCUCUGCCCGAAUCUCAGAAUUUCCCGGUUAUUCAAGGUUCGACCGGUAACGCCAUUCAUUGUGCCCAGAGCGCGACGGUCGACGUCGGAAUCAAGGCUGUCGAGACCGCUGCCGAGGUCUUCAAGACGUGGAGGAAGACGCCGCUGUCUCGGCGCCGAGCGGUGCUGAACAAGGCUGCUGACAUCCUGGAGACAAAGGCUGAAGAGUUGGCGAAGAGAGAGAUCUCGGAGACUAGUUGUGAUCCGCAUUGGCCCGAGUUUGGAGUGACCUAUGCGUCGAAGUUUGUGAGAGAGACGUCUGCCAAUGUUUCAACCGUGCACGGGAGCAUUCCUGAUUCGGAGGUCUCUGGAACAACUUCAUUGGUGUUCCGAGAGCCCGUUGGUGUCGUCCUUACUGUCAUACCAUGGAAUGCUCCAAUCAUUCUAGCCUGCCGUGGCAUUGCAGCUGCCCUCGCAGCAGGUUGUACCUUGGUACUUGAAGUCUUCACCGAAGAGGGACUUCCCGCUGGGGCAUUGAACAAGAUUCAAUGUUCUCGUGCCGAUGGCCCCGCUGUCACUGAAGCUAUCAUCAGCCAUCUGGCUCUGAGAAAGGUCGAAUUUAUUGGUAGUGCCGCGGUUGGGAGGAUUAUAGGGAGUAUUGCGGGUAGGCAUCUAAAGCCUGUCCUGAUGGAGUUGGGAGAUCAAAGUCCAGUCAUUAUCCUUGAAGACGCAGAUUUGAAGGCUGCUGCGGAGAAUUGCGUUCGAGGAACGGUCGCCCACCACGGCCAGAUCUGUUUCGGCACUGAACGAAUCAUCGUACAUCAGAAGGUGGCCCAGGAAUUUAUCCAACUGCUCGUCGAGGCAACGGAAGCUGUGCCCUCGACUGGCCACGCCAUCACGAUAGAGGCGGCAAAACGCGCCCACGAAGAAGCCGUGGCUGAUGAUGCCAAGUAUCUCGUCGGCACCGCCAAAUACACGGGCCGAACCUCCCUUGAGCCUUCGAUCUUGACGGACGUGAGAUCAAAGUCUCGGCUCUCCCACGAAGAGUCCUUUGCUCUGUCUGCGACCUUGUAUGUGGUCAACAGCGACGAAGAGGCGUUGGUACUGGCGAACAACACACCAUAUGGACUUUCCGCCUCGGUCUUUACAAGGAACCAUGCGAAGGGACUGGCGGUGGCUAGAGACCUCGAAUUCGGCCAGGUCCAGAUCAACUCUCACACCAUGUCUGUAAAUGGUCGCUCACUCACGGUCAAUGAAGUCUCAGCGGCACAGACAGGAUUCAAGGGAAGUGGGUGGGGAAGCAAUGGCGCUGCUUAUGGCAUCGGGGAAUUCCUAUUCAGCAAGCAUGUUUCGCUGACUCUGUGA
Cladophialophora bantiana CBS 173.52 is the source of this 1410-nucleotide messenger RNA. RefSeq lists its product as uncharacterized. NCBI's taxonomy places the organism in Eukaryota, Fungi, Ascomycota, Eurotiomycetes, Chaetothyriales, Herpotrichiellaceae. Gene Ontology annotation, molecular function: succinate-semialdehyde dehydrogenase (NAD+) activity. The record is from RefSeq and is a predicted model, not a curated record. The coding region runs from base 1 to 1410 and encodes 469 amino acids. The transcript is spliced from 5 exons.